Penicillium concentricum is the source of this 729-nucleotide messenger RNA. RefSeq lists its product as uncharacterized. Bases 1 to 729 code for a protein of 242 amino acids. The transcript is spliced from 3 exons. NCBI's taxonomy places the organism in Eukaryota, Fungi, Ascomycota, Eurotiomycetes, Eurotiales, Aspergillaceae. The record is from RefSeq and is a predicted model, not a curated record.
AUGAAGCUCAUUGUAGCUGGUGCAACCGGACUCCUGGGCACCGAGAUCGUGAGACAAAGCUUGCAAAUGCGCGACAUCACUCGGGUGGUUGCUUUGGCUCGCAGGCCCCUGCAGCUCGACGAAGGUAUCGACACAUCAAAGCUGAGGAGCGUUGACAUUCACGACUAUGGUGAAUACCCUGAUAUUGUGAAGGCCGAGCUUGCUGGAGCCGAAGCUUGUAUUUGGACUGUUGCUGUCACACCAUUCCGCACUGGUGGCUUUGACUUUGCUGAAGUUAAGCGUGUCUGCCAGGACUGCACGAAACUUGGGUUUGAGGCGAUGUACAAGGCUGGACCGGCGCGUCCCUUUCGUUUCAUGUACCUGAGUGCGCAGGGAACACCUCGAGACCCAACAGAGAGGCCAAUAAUCAUGGCCGACUACCAGGUCAUGCGGUGCAAUACAGAACUCAUGGUCCUUAAAUUUCCUGCUGAGAAAGAGGACGUCGAGGUCUGCAUUGCUCAGCCUGGUGCGAUUGCAAACUCCACCACUUGGUCGCGAGCUUUAGUGGCGAACCUUUUCCGUAUCCUAAACCUUUUCGGACGGCCCCUUGCGAACGUACAACGGAGUGAGCUUGCAGCAGCAGUGCUGAACCAGGUCAUGGAUGGGUUUGAGAAGGAAACUCUCUUGAACUCCGAUCUCGUUCGAAUUGGACGAAGAGAGCUGAAGUUUCGCAGUAUGCCCCAAGUUUGA